This is a messenger RNA of Rhododendron vialii, 1046 nucleotides long. Its product is annotated as enoyl-CoA delta isomerase 2, peroxisomal. Lineage: Eukaryota; Viridiplantae; Streptophyta; Magnoliopsida; Ericales; Ericaceae. Bases 179 to 904 code for a protein of 241 amino acids. Gene Ontology annotation, molecular function: enoyl-CoA hydratase activity; delta(3)-delta(2)-enoyl-CoA isomerase activity. Gene Ontology annotation, cellular component: peroxisome. The record is from RefSeq and is a predicted model, not a curated record. Gene Ontology annotation, biological process: fatty acid beta-oxidation. The transcript has 2 exons.
UAUAUUUUCCCAUGAUAUAGAUGACCAUAUUUGUCCAUAUUUGUCCUUCUAUAUUUGUCAAUCAUAUACUCCUAUAUAUAUGACUAUAUAAGUCUAUAUCUAUCAUUUCCCAGAAACUAAAGUCCGAGGCGCAAUAAUAGAGGUCAAUAAAUCCACAUCCGUAACCACCGCCACCGCCAUGUGCACGCUAGAGAAGCGCGGCGAGAUCUUCUUCCUGACCCUAACCGCCGACGACGAGCACCGGCUCAACCCGGCCCUCAUCGACUCGCUCCGGUCGGCCCUCCGCCAAGCCAAGGACCAGUCCACCCGCGGCUCGGCUUUGAUCACCGCCGCCCGGGGCAAGUUCUUCUCCAACGGCUUCGACCUCGCGUGGGCCCAGUCCGCCGCCGCCGGCGGAGGAUCCGCCCACGACCAGCUGCUCCACAUGGUCGAGAUGUUCAGGCCGGCGGUUGCGGACUUGAUCGCGCUGCCGAUGCCGACGAUCGCCGCCGUGACGGGUCACGCGGCGGCGGCCGGGAUGAUGCUGGCGUUGAGCCACGACUACGUGUUGAUGAGGAGCGAUCGAGGCGUGCUGUAUAUGAGCGAGCUGGACUUAGGGAUGACGUUCCCGGACUACUUCACAGCGCUGGUGAGGUCAAAGGUGGGGUCGUCCGCAACACGAAGGGACAUUUUGUUGAAAGCGGCGAAAAUGAGGGCGGCGGAGGCUGUGGCGAUGGGGAUCAUCGACUCCGUGCACGAUAGCGGGGAGGCAACGGUGGAGGCUGCCGUGCGCCUGGCGGAGGAGUUGGUUAAAAGGAAGUGGGACGGUGAGGUGUACGCCGAUAUACGAAAAUCUUUGUACCCUGAGCUAUGUGGCGUCCUGGGAUUGGCCAGCCAGGGAGUGAUAGCCUCGCCCCGGCUUUGAAAUGUGAAAUUGUUUUGUGUGCUAGAGAAGAAUAAGCAUCUGCUGUAAACGUUAGGUCACAAGGUUUGUUUGUGACCUAGUUUGGUAAGUGCACUAAUGGCAUGAACCUUGAUGUUAAAAUGAUGGUACAAACUUUCCUCCA